AACAGGUGUCGUUGAAAUUUAUCCGAAAAAAAAUCCGGCAGGGAGAAUGGUAAACUGUAAUUUCCCGCCAACGACGACGUUUCUUUCUUCCUCAUUCUCUGAAGAUGACCCUUUUUUCUUCACAAGAGGAGCUCAGAGCAUCCCGUCUUUGUCCCUCCUCUGCAUCCCUCUGUUGGAUGCAAAUCUCUGCUCCUUCGCCGGGUAGGCCCAGCCAUUCACCGUUGCCGCCGGCUACCUUGAAACCUCCGCCGCCAAUUACAGCCUCUGAAGAGCCCUGAGCCCGCCACCAGUGGGCUGAAUUGCCGCAAUGGCCUUCUCUUCUUGCUGCCUCAAAUGCUACCCCUGGCCUUCCCUCCCUCUCCCCCCAGUCUGCCACCGACGCUCUUCCUCCCUCUCCAUCUCUGCCGCCGCCACCCAACAGCUUAGCUCCUCCACCGCGCCCCACAACCUCCCAUCUGACUUCACAACCACCCAGCUCCUCCAUGUUCUCCGCCGCCAGCCCGACGAGACCGCCGCUCUCCACACCCUUCACUGGGCCUCCGCCCAACCCGCCUUCUCCCCCUCCCCGCCUCUCUACCAUGAAGUGCUCCGGAAGCUCUCCAAGGUUGGGUCCUUCGACUCCAUGUCGCUCGUCCUCCAAGACAUGAGGUCCUCUGGCUGCAAGCUCGACGCGACUACCUUCUCCAUCCUUGUGGAAGCCUACUCGAGCUUCGAACUUUACGACGAGGCCCUCGGAGUCGUUGAUGUCAUGGAGUCAGAAUAUGGUACUAAACCCGACACCCACUUCUACAACAACUUGCUCAAUGUUCUUGUUUAUGGGAAUAAGCUAAAACUAGUAGAGAUUGCACACGAAGGCAUGGUGAGUCGAGGGGUCAAACCCGAUGUGUCGACGUUUAAUAUACUGAUUAAGGCUCUCUGUAAGGCCCACCAAAUUAGGCCUGCGAUAUUGCUGAUGGAGGAGAUGUUGGGUUACGGGUUAUCGCCCGAUGAGAAGACCUUCACUACCAUUAUGCAGGGCUACAUUGAAGAGGGCAACCUGGAUGGGGCGAUUAGGGUCCAGGAACAGAUGGUUGGCUCAGGCUGUAAGCCCACGAACGUGACUGUGAAUGUUCUGAUCAAUGGAUUCUGUAAGGAAGGGAGGAUUGAGGAGGCACUUGGGUUUGUUGACCACAUGUCAGGCGAAGGGUUUCACCCCGAUCAGUUUACGUUCAAUACUUUGGUGAACGGGUUGUGCAAGGCCGGGCAUGUUAAGCAUGCAUUAGAGGUGAUGGAUUUGAUGAUCGAGGAAGGCUUUGAUCCUGAUGUCGUGACAUAUAAUUCACUCAUUUCAGGGCUGUGUAAGAUUGGUGAGGUGAAUGAAGCGGUAGAGAUCCUUAAUCAGAUGGUCUCUCGGGAUUGCUCUCCGAACACUGUCACUUACAAUACCCUCAUUAGCACCCUUUGUAAGGAUAACCAAAUCGAGGAAGCCACUGAACUUGCUCAGGUUCUUACUAGCAAUGGAAUUUUACCUGAUGUGCGCACGUUCAAUUCUCUGAUACAGGGCCUCUGUAAGACUAACAAUCAUCGAGUUGCAAUGGAACUCUUUGAGGACAUGAAGCGUAAGGAUUGCCGGCCUGAUGAGUUUACCUACAGUUUAUUGAUUGACAGCCUUUGCUUGAAAGGGAAAAUGGAGGAUGCAUUGAAUCUCGUUAAGGAGAUGGAAUUGAGUGGAUGUGCUCGAAAUGUGGUGAUUUAUAACACUUUGAUUGAUGGGUUUUGCAAGAACCGGAAGAUCAAGGAAGCAGAGGAAAUCUUUGAUCAGAUGGAACUUCAGGGCAUCUCGAGGAACUCGGUAACUUAUAAUUCCCUGAUCGAUGGCCUCUGCAAGGAGAGAAGGGUUGAGGAGGCUGCGGAGCUCAUGGACCAGAUGUUAAUGGAGGGCCUGAAGCCUGACAAAUUCACGUACAAUUCGCUCCUCACAUAUUUUUGCAGGCAGGGGGAUAUAAAAAAGGCAGCUGAUAUAGUUCAGACAAUGGCCUCAAAUGACUGUGAACCUGACAUUGUUACCUAUGGGACUUUGAUAGGAGGGCUAUGCAAGGCUGGUCGGGUUGAGGUUGCAAGCAGGCUCCUGAGGAGUAUUCAGAUGAAAGGCAUUGUUCCGACUCCUUGGGCUUACAAUCCUGUGAUCCAGUCACUGUUCAAGCGGAAGAGGACUAAAGAGGCAAUGAGGCUCUUCCGGGAGAUGACGGAAAGGGGCGACCCUCCCGAUGCAGUUACUUAUAAGAUCGUCUUUCGCGGGCUCUGUAGCUGUGGAGGCCCAAUUGGGGAGGCUGUUGAUUUCGUAGUCGAGAUGACUGAGAAAGGGCACGUGCCUGAGUCUGAGUCCUUCUUGAUGUUGGCAGAAGGCUUAUGUUCCUUGUCCAUGGAGGAUACAUUGAUAAAGCUUGUGGAUUUGGUCAUGGAGAGAGCGGGAUUGUCGGAAAGGCAAGUCACGAUGGUCCGGGGUUAUCUCAGAAUUGGAAAAUUCCAAGAUGCCAUGGCCACCCUUGGGGGCAUGUUAAACAAUGACAACGGGAUCCGAAGAGACCACCGGAGACGAUAGGCUCAAAAGCAUUCCUUCACAUCCAGGCAGCAUGAAGGCAAUAUGCCAUGUAAACAUCAACGGUCACUUUUUUUACCAUCAGUUAGCAUGUCGAUAGUAAGUAUAUUGGAGAUAUCAUUCGGACUUAGCCUUUAGAUGGAGAGCAUUUUUGCUCCUGUUUUGCUCUAAUGUUGAUCGUGUCCUAUGACACUUGAAGGCUGAGUUCAGCUCGGCGCAAAUCCUCUCCUGAGCUUGAUCAAAUGUGCGAUUUGUUUCUAUUUUCGUGUUUACGAGAAUCUGCUGCAUGGAUUCUCCAGUCAAGAUUCAAUGGAACAUCUUUAAUUUGCCGACUA
Messenger RNA from Punica granatum (pomegranate), 2913 nucleotides. The record is from RefSeq and is a predicted model, not a curated record. NCBI's taxonomy places the organism in Eukaryota, Viridiplantae, Streptophyta, Magnoliopsida, Myrtales, Lythraceae.